GCAGUCCGCAUUGGCUGUGGCGUCACUGAAAUGUGGAGGAGUCGAGAAACUUCACUCAUGUAAAUAACGGCAAUUAGAAAGCUGUAUAAUAAGUAGCACUUGCUGAUAGAGCACGUAUAUAUUUUUGGUAUUUAUAAACAACAUUUUUUUUUCUUCGAAAAUGCCCCGGAAAAAGCCAUUUAGCAACAAACAGAAGAAGAAACAGCUCCAAGUUAAGCGCGAGAGAAAGAGAGGUGACACGGGUUCUGGGCCGAGCAGCCGAAAUGCCAGCGUGGAGCGAGGAGGAGAACGUCAAUCAGACACAUCAGAUAGUGAGACGACUGACAUUAGAAAAAUAAAUCAACAACCCAUGAGUCGAGAGGGUAGAUAUGAUCCAAACAGGUUUCGACUCCAUUUUGAGAAGGAGAGUAAAGAGGAGGUGGAAAAGAGGAAGAAGCUGGCCAGAGAGAAGGUUCUGCAGCCAGUUUCUGACAAGGAACUGGAAGUUGACAUCAAUGAAAUCUACCCAUCAGAAAAACGUCUCUCAUUCCCACGACGACCAUCUUGGACCUACAACAUGACGCGAGAGAGCUUGAUGAAGAAAGAAGAAAAGUCCUACAGAGAUUAUCUGGAUGACUUGCACUCCAGAAACCCACCUGGUACUCUCAGCCACUUCGAGCACAAUCUGGAGACAUGGAGACAACUGUGGAGAGUUUUGGAGAUGUCAGACAUCAUCUUGCUUAUUGUUGACAUCAGACAUCCGGUGCUGCAGUUUCCUCCAGAUCUUUAUCAUUACAUCACAAAAGACCUGCAGAAGCAUGUCAUCUUGGUGUUGAACAAGGCUGACCUGUGUCCUCCUCCACUGGUGAUUGCCUGGAAACACUACAUGGCCUCCCAGUUUCCCAGCCUGAAUAUAGUGUGCUUUACCUCACAUCCUGGGCAGCCCUACAGCACAGUUCUCCAGAAGAAGAGGACGAGGAAGAAGCCUGAUUGGAGUCAUGCUGGAGGUCUUAUAGACAUUUUUAAAUCCUGUCAGGAGAUCACAUCAGGGAGAGUCGAUCUUUCUAGUUUGGAGCAGAAGAUUCAGAGAGAUGCUGUUGCCCAGCGACUGGAUGAUGAGCAUGAAGGAGCAGAGUCUGUGCUUGUGGAGCAUCAAAGUGAUAGUGCUAUGGAAAUGAGCAGCUCAUCUCAUGAGCUCUACAAAGAUGGAGUUCUCACAUUAGGCUGCAUAGGCUUUCCAAAUGUUGGUAAAUCUUCAAUAAUAAACAGCCUUGUAGGAAGAAAGGUUGUGAGUGUUUCCCGAACUCCUGGCCACACCAAAUACUUCCAGACAUACUACCUCACUCCAACAGUUAAGCUGUGCGACUGUCCUGGACUGGUGUUUCCUUCUCGGGUCAACAAAGAGUUACAGAUUCUCUCAGGCAUUUAUCCGGUAUCUCAGCUGCAAGAGCCCUACACCUCAGUGGGUUAUCUGUGUGAGAGGACGCCUUUCCUCUCUGUGCUGAAGCUCAAGCAUCCCAGUCUGCAAGACAUGGAGCCGCAGCACAAACGGAGCGCUGAAGAAUCCAAAUGGACUGCCUGGGACGUGUGUGAGGCUUGGGCAGAGAGGAGAGGCUAUAAGACGGCAAAAGCAGCUCGUAAUGACGUUUAUCGUGCAGCAAACAGUCUUCUAAGGCUGGCAAUUGAUGGCAGGCUUUGCCUCUGCCUCAGACCGCUGGGCUACAGCUGCCUGAAAGAGCACUGGGAAAAUCAUGUCGACUUGCCAGAGAUUAUUGCUCUCCAAGGAAGAGCAGCAGAGGAAGAAGGAGCAGGAGAACGGGACGACGAUGAGGAUGGAGAGUCCAGCACCGAGCCAGAGGAGGAGAGAGACCGCGAUGCCGACGAUGAUGAGGAUGGAGACGAUGAGGACGAGGGGUGCAGAGAUCGGAGACAAAAGAACGAGAACCCCCCCGGCUUCACUGUGAACAUUUUUAAUGUUCUUCGGGAAAACGAGUGUGAGUGAGAGAUGACGGACUCUACCCAUUCCUCUUCCUCAGAUCUCUCUUUCCUCAUUUUUUUCCCUUAAACCUUCAUUCCUCUCAACAAUCUCUACUCUCGUAUCAUUCUCCUCUGCAUAUUUGCAAAAGUCGUCAUCAUUCAACCGGAUUUAUUUCCCCGCAACAUACCAGCAGACAUAAAUACGCUGUGCUGUGCCUCAUCUUCGAUUGUCUGUCCUGAUCUUAGCUGGUUCUUCUAGACAGGUUUGGUUUGAUGUUCUACUAUGAUUCCUGAGAGACAAUAAACAAAGUCCCCUGUUUCCUGA
Molecule: messenger RNA, 2281 nt
Organism: Oryzias melastigma (Indian medaka)
Lineage: Eukaryota; Metazoa; Chordata; Actinopteri; Beloniformes; Adrianichthyidae
Gene: gnl1
Product: guanine nucleotide binding protein-like 1
Exons: 12
Coding region: 161-1981 (606 amino acids)
Molecular function (GO): GTPase activity; GTP binding
Source: RefSeq, a predicted model, not a curated record